This is a messenger RNA of Spirometra erinaceieuropaei, 3176 nucleotides long. The record is from the annotation of a GenBank genome assembly. NCBI's taxonomy places the organism in Eukaryota, Metazoa, Platyhelminthes, Cestoda, Diphyllobothriidea, Diphyllobothriidae.
AUGACUGCAUUUCUGACAAUCCUCCUGAGCCUGCUGAUCAUCAGCUCGGUUUCUGGUAAGAUGACUACAUCUCCAUUGCUCUAAUUAAUGAGAUAGUUGAACUGCACCACUACAUUUUCAUACCACUUGACUUAGCGACCGUCAGCACAAGCGGGCUAUCAAACCCGAUAUUGUCUUGAGCCACCUACUGACCCCUCAAUCCUACAUAGACAUUUUCAGCUUUUCUUUCUUACUUCCAUGGAAUUUUUCAAUAGAAAUAUCUCUACCUUAAAGGUGUUUUUAUCUAGUACAAUUUCCAAGGGGUUAAUUCGGUAAAGUGAAACAUGCAUACAAUUUAAAUAGAAGGCUAAUCAUUCCAAGGACGGGUAAGAAAACAAAGGAAGAAGUGGAAUGAAGAAAAACAAUCAUUUCCCGACAGCCGGAAGCAUUUCAAUGCGUGCCAUGCUGGAAACUUCUGGAGAUAGCACUAAGGUGCUGUCGUGGUUUGACGAAUGCCCAAAAGGCAUUUAAAAAUAACAACACAUAUCUACCAAAAGGCUAUUUUAAAAUGUUUGUUGUAAAGUUGCCUGAAUGCUGCAUCAAACGUUUCCCAUAAAUGUCUCCAUUUCAGAAGGCAACAAAUGCCAUAAUGAAGGCGAGUUCUGCACAAAAACUGUCUUUCAGAGAUGCUGUGGCGGACUUGUUUGCGAUCUAAGUGGUUUCGCGAAAGGCAAGUGUGUGCGCUGUCUAAGUGCAAAAAAGGCCUGCUGGCGCAACCGUGACUGUUGCAGUGGAAAAUGCUCCUUGUUUAAAUGCAAAUAGGCCACGUUGGACGGUAUCCAGGAGACGGAUUUUUUUUUUUUUUCUACUUGAGCUGCCUCCUUUCUGUGUUUUUUUUUGGUUGGCUGUUUUCACGAAUUUACACAAAGAAAAUAUUGGUUUCAGUUUCAGUUUAUUAAGGGAAAUAUAAGCGAGCGCCGUUGAACUCCCUAUUGGUUACAGGUCGUCGGAGAAAAACAUUGAUGGAAAGGAACGUGAAAGAAAGAUUUGUACAUACUUGCGGACAAGUGCCAACUAAUCUAAAAUGAGUAAUCGUUAACGAUUACUUAUUAAUCAUAAGCAGUAUAAACGUGUGUAAGUUGGCGCCGGGUUAUGUGAGUGGAUGGAAGACUGGUAAUUGGGAAGCCUGAUACGCGGCAUGUCUACACUUAAAGGAAUUGACACAGGAGGAGAUUACAGCAUCGAUAGGCGGGGCAGUCCACGCUGCAACCACUCUGCUACGGAAAAAGAACUUCCAUCCAUUGCUCCUUGCUUUACUUGCGCGCAGUUUUAGGGGAUGACCGCGCAAAGUGGGCGUGUUAGUUUGAGUGGAAUAAUCAGUGGGAUCUAAACAACAGUCUAGGCCCUAAAUAAUGCGGAAUGUUAGUAAAGAUUACCAUUUAACUGCCUGUAGGAAAGGGGAAAGUGGUUGAGAGUUGACAGUCUGGUUUCGUAGAGCAGUGCUCCCAGGCCUUUUGUCCUUUUGGUCGCCCGACUCUGGACCUUCUCCAAGACGGUCUAGUUCUUGGCAGUCCAUGGCCUCCACUCAUGUAUGACGUAUUCUAGAUGAGACCGCACGCAGGUGCUAAAUAUUUUGGAAAAGCGGUCAGGGUUAAAUCCCAUAAAGACUCGCUUAAUGAGUUGCAACGUAGCCUUAGCUGAUUUAGUCGCCUUCGCUCAGUGCAGUGUUGGUUUGAGUGAAGAUGCAAUCCAUUCACCCAAGACCUUCUGACAGUUAAACUGUUUCUGUGGUGUGCCGUGUUGAAAAUACGUCCUGGGGCUGGGGGCUCUUAAACCGCCGAGUUGAAGAAGGUUGCACUUGAUUAUAUUGAAGGGCAUAGGCCAGGGCUUCGACCAGUCUUCCAGUUUGUUCAAGUUUGCUUGCAGAUGGUCUGCGUCUGCCGCGUUGUGAAAAACCUUCCACACUUUCAGUUCGUCGGCAAACAGGAUUGCAUCACAGUCUAGGUCCUUGACGCAGUCAUUUAUGAAAAUGAGAAAUAACGUGGGAACUAAGACUGAGCCCUGUGGGACGUCACUCACCACGCUUAACUCUGAGGACUGUUGACGCCCGAUCUCCACUCUGUGGGACCGUUCAGUCAAAAAGUUCUCGAUCCAUACAAGAAGGCGCCCACAAAUUCCAGCGUUGAGUGGUUUGUGCAAGAGACGUUGAUGAGGAACGCUAGCGAAGGCCUUUUUGAAGUCGAUGCAGAUGGCGUGCACCACAUUGCCUUCAUCGUGUGCUUUGGUCCAGCGUUCGAGCGAAAAGAGCAGAUUCGUGAGACAGGACCUACCACUUCGAAAGCCGUGUUGGUAAUCGAAAAGGAGGUGGUUCUGCUCGAGGAACUGCAUCAAGGUCUUCUAAAUGAUCUUCUCCAUGAUUUUGCAACAGAUGGAGGUAAGAAUAACUGGCCUGAAUUUAUCCGCAGACGCACAACUUCUACCCUUAAUUGGAGGAGUGAUGGUAGCGGACUUCCAGUCAGAGAUUAGGCACCCGGUAACAAAUGACGUUUAAAAGAGGAAGGCUAGCGGGUUGGAAAUUUCGUGAGCUGAACGAUUGUUUCCAUGAAGAAGACUGCUUCAAGGGUAGGCGCUUCUUCGUCUUCACAAGUGGGUGAGAAAAAAUCAGUUUUGCUUUUCACGACGGACCGAUGUUAGCCUUAUCCUUGUCAUCUGGGAUUUCCGUUCCCUUGGCCGUUCGCAGCAGUGGGAUGGCAUCUUUGUUCCAUGUACUCUAUCUUAUGUAGCUGUAAAGAACUUUGGAAUUAACCAUGGCACGUUUCAAAAGAUCCUUUACAAAGUCUUUCCGAUCUUUGGCGAUGUGAAUUUUGACCUGAUUUCUUUGUAGUUUAUAACUGCUCAGGGAUUCCGGCGUCCGGUCAAUUAGGAAACUUUUUCCAUAGGUUCCUCUUCUUGUUAACUCCCUUCCUAAAGGACGGAGCCGACUAGCGGAGUCCAUUCGUAAGUCCUCUGCGCAUGAUGGGGUAGUGGUUGGAGAUGAGGCUGUGGACUAUCUCUCUGAACUGACAACAAGCCUCUUCGAUAUCGCUGGAGAGAGCGGAUGCCCAGUCGAUAGGACGAAGAUCCUCUAUCGUCUGUUCUUAGUCGCCGCGUCAAAUAUUGGGUCGGAAACCGAUCGGUUGUGCAGGCAGAGAGAAUAA